Messenger RNA from Pocillopora verrucosa, 3412 nucleotides. RefSeq names its product acyl-CoA-binding domain-containing protein 5-like. Gene Ontology annotation, molecular function: fatty-acyl-CoA binding. Gene Ontology annotation, biological process: fatty acid metabolic process. The record is from RefSeq and is a predicted model, not a curated record. Gene Ontology annotation, cellular component: cytoplasm. NCBI's taxonomy places the organism in Eukaryota, Metazoa, Cnidaria, Anthozoa, Scleractinia, Pocilloporidae.
CAUGGCGGACUGUAUCGAAGAGAGAUUCGACGCUGCAGUAAAUGUAGUGAGAUCAAUGCCAAAAAAAGGUUCUUACAAGCCAUCUUACGAAACGAUGUUGAAGUUUUAUGCAUUUUACAAGCAAGCUAAGGAGGGAGAAUGUUGUGAAUCAAAGCCUGGAUUUUGGGAUGUUGUGAAAAAAGCAAAAUGGGAGGCAUGGCAUGGCUUGGGUAAGAUGACAAAGCAAGAAGCUAUGGAAUCUUAUGUCCAUGAACUAAAACAGGUAAUGGAAAACUUACCAGAAGGUGAAGAAGCAGCAGAUUUUAGUGAAGUGCUGAAGACUUUUUACCAAGUAGUGUAUGAAGGCCAAGAGGAGAAACCUCCAGCAGUUCUUAAAAUCUUUGAGAAAGAAAGUGUUCCAGAAAAGAUCAAAGCAACAGGAAAAUUACAAUCAAACUCACAUCAUACACCCCAGGAUAAAAAUGUGGUGAAUGGUUAUGGUAAUGUACACAAGGUAAAUGGAACAUGUGAAGAGUUUUCUCAUGGGGUGAAUGGAUUCCCUCACAAAGAUAGCAUGGAUAUGCAUGCGCAAUUUCCACACAGGGAUAGUUUAGAACUCAGCAAGAAAGCAGGCAUGGAUUUAAAGCGACUGCAAUUUUCAAAAGCAGUUAAUCCAGUGCUUAUAAUAUCUUCGGAUGAAUUAAAAGAAUGUGAUGAGGAAGAUGAGAAUGAUGAUGAUAAUGACAGUGGAAUUCAAAAUGGAAUGUGUGAAGUUCCACCUUUGAGACCAAGUGAUGCUGAGUCAGCAAGACCUAAAGAAAAGAGUGGAAUUAUUCUGACAAGUGACGAAAGUGAAGAGGAUGAAUUUUGUGACUCCCUAGAUCCUGAGUGUCUGCGAGAAUUACAAAAUGGAAAUCAUUUGGACAGAGAACUGCCAGAUCUUGAUGCUGCAUUGAAAAGGGUUGAUUUGACGAAGAGAAAUAGUCCCAGCAGCUCCCCUGAACAUGUCACAAGUUCAACAAUGUCAGAAUCUGAACAUUCAGAUUUAGAGAGCGAUUUGAAAAGUUUGGAGCUUUUAACAAGUACACCAUAUGCUAAACAUGUGACUUUUGCCGUUGAUGAUACUGGAAAUAGUACAACUACUGUAGUUAAUUUGGAUUUGUCCAAGGUUGAGCCUUCAGUCACUGAGGAAUGCUUUUCUGAGGUCACUCCUCUUCUGGAGAACGGACAUAAUCACGAAACUAAUGUAGAUGUGACAGAGGACGAAUCAUAUCUACCUUUGGAUCAAGCACCUAAGAAACCAUCAGGGAUCCUUAAGUCACAUUAUUCUGUGAGAGAACAUGGGGGAGGUGAUGCUUCUCAACAGCCAUCUGGUCGUGGUCAUGGAGGUCGAACAAGACAGUCACAAGGAACUAGAACCAAAGAAGGGACCAGCUCUAUGAGUGGAGUAAGUCGUCCAUCAAGAGGGCACAGACGAAGGAGUGACAGUGACAGUGAAGAUGAACUGACAAGUGAUCAUACAAGUGGCCCAGAUUAUGACUCAGCAGGUGACAGGGAUGAAAUCAAUGAAAGGAUCUUACAAGCUCUUGAAAGGCUUCAUCAGGACAUGAAAAGUGUGCUGCGGAGACUUAACACUAUGGAGGAAGCACUCUUAUCUAGACAGGAUGUAGAUCCUAGAUCUGAGCAGGCAUGGUGGAAAUCUUACAUUCCAUCAAAGCCUUUGAUGUUCCUUGUCCUGUGGCCUUUCAUUGUGAACAUCGUCUUUUAUUACUUCAGACGAAGGAAGAGUUCACAGCAAAGAUGAUAAUCACAAGCCUAAUCACUCCAUGUUGUGAUAAUUUAUGGCAAUGCCAUGAUGUGCAAGGUUAUUGCUCAUUGACUUCCUUUAUUUAGUGGGUGAGGACUACUCAACAACAAGCACCAUCAAAGGUCAACAUUAGAAAUACGAAAUUCUGUUGUACUAUCAAGAACUGGGGAAUCACAAAAAUGUUAGAGUGCGAAUCUGGUCUCCAAAGAAUUUCUUCUCCACUUCUGAAUAUUAACAAAUACAGCAACAACAACAAAAACAACAAACAGGCUUUGUUUUUGGUACCAUCAUAUUUAUUGACUCAGUCAGACAAAUACAGGUAGCAUGAUGGUGAACCAGCACAUUAUGAACAAUACAUUUAUAAGUAUUUUUUAUAAUUAUUUGUGAAGUAAAUUUCACUAAUACUCUCAAUGUAACAAAAACACAUCAAUUGAACAAUAUUAAGGUCAUUCAUUCACAAUUCAGUCACCCAUAAGUACCUUCUUGAUCAACGACAUUCAUAUUGCUUGUCCUGAAUUCUGUCACAUAGUAUGAUGUAGGUAGACAGACAAAAGUAAUUUAGUAUUAAUUAAUUUAAUGUGUAUUGACCAUAUACUUUGCAUCAUUUGUUUAACUCUUGUUCCCCCAAAGAGUGACUAGCAACACUUCUUACGUACAGUAUCACUUCUGAAUCAAACAUUAAGGUCAUGAGGAUGAGGAAAUUAUCUCUGACUGAAAAAGCAUGAUUGUGAAACAAAUUCACCAUGUCAGUGCCAUUGGAAAUGUCUAGAAAACAGUGUGGAGAAUAUGCAUGCUGAUGUAAGGGUGUACAGGGUCAAGAGUUUGCUCAAGUGAAGGAGAUGCAAUUGGAUAUGUUGUGAACAGGUAACCUCAUAAAAAAGAAGCAAGAAUAAAAUUGAAAUACAGCUGACACCAUGAAAUAGCUCUCUCACACAAACACUCCUUUCUUAACUCUUUCUUGCUCCCAGGUGUUACCACUAAGUGAAUUUUCCCUACGACAUAUUUACAUUGUCAAGCAGUGAGGUGACGAGAAAAAUUAAAUGCAUGAGUUAUAAGGUGUUGCUCAAUUAAACAUGGAAUACUCCAAGUAGAAAUUGUAACAAAUGUGUAGCAGACAGCAAGAAGAAAUAUUAAUAACCUCUGGAAUGAAAAGGUUCAGUCGUUAACAGUGCAUUUGCCAGGCUAUUGUGGUGAUGCAACCAUAGCUGACCUUUCAUAUUGUUGUAUUGGGGUUUCUAGUUGAUAUCGUUUUGUAAUAUGAUUUGAGCAGACACUUAGCACACAGUCACAGUUCACAGUUAGGCAUUAUGUACUGGCACCAGAAUUAAUCUUAUUGGUUGUGUACUUGUGAUACACUAGCAAAAUCAGUUUCCAACUUUAGAACUGAAUGGAGCUAAAGAAUAAUUCAGUUCACAUAACACUCUUGUCAAAUCCUACAUGUAUUCCCCAUAAUCACACUUUCAGCAUUAACAGUGUUUGGUUUAAAGGAAAUUUUUUUUUUGUUGAUACAUUGCGCUUUCAAUGGGAACUGUACUGGUUUAUUUACUGAGGUGUUUAAUAUCAAUUUUUAAUCUGACUGUGAUAUCACUGACUUCAUAGGAAAGUCAUUAUUUAACAAACAAAGUG